CACACACACACACACACACACACACACACACGGCUUGCAUGCAAACACACGUCCUCUCUCUUUCAGAUUCACUUACAGGCACGCAUAGAGAAACACUCAUAUUCAGACACACAGUCUCUCUGUCUCUCUCUCUCUGUCUCUCUCUCUCUCUCUCUCUGUGUGUUUGUGUGUGUGUGUGUGUGUGUGUGUGUGUGUGUGUGUGUGUGUGUGUGUGUGUGAUCGAUGCUGUUAGUUCCUCGUCUGCAGGCUUGACAUCGGAUUAGCUCUGUAUUCAGUGCGCACAGACGCGCUCUCUCUCUCUCUGUCUCUCUCUCUCUCUCUCUCUCUCUCUCUCUCUCUCUCUCUCUCUCUCUCUCUCAUACACACACACACACACACACACACAUACAACGGACACAGACAUGAGUGCAGGGGACGUGGUGUGUACCGGAUGGCUGGUUAAAUCUCCACCGGAGAAAAAGCUCAAGAGAUAUCAGGAUAAUGUCCCUGUGUACAAAGCCUGAGCUCCAUGAGGACACGGUGUGGAGGUGAAGGUUGGAGUAAAGAACUUGAUUGUCCUGCACUGAGCCCUGACUCUGACUCAACACCACUGAACACCUCUGGGAUGAACCAGAACUGGAGUCUCCUUAACAUCAGGGUCUGAUCUCACUGAUGCUCUUGUAGCUGAAUGAAUGAGUGGAGCUGAUUAUCUACAAGGCAUGGAGGAAGCGAUGGUUUGUCCUUCGGCGUGGACGGAUGAGUGGAGAUCCCGAUGUUCUCGAGUACUUCCGCAGUAAGACUUCUCGAAAGCCAAUUCGCUCCAUUGACCUGCAGGAAUGUGAGGUGGCGGCAGAGGCGGAGUCAGGCCGGGAGCUGGAGAUGGGGGCGUGGCCUGUCAAAAGGAACCUGACCAAUCAUCACUUGUUUGUUGUGAAGACAUCAACACGUGUGUUUUACCUGCUAGCCAAGACGGCUGAGGAGAGGCUCUGCUGGGUGAGGAACAUCGGGCAGAUCUGCACCUUCAGCAACUUCAACCACAGCACAGAAUCGAUGGACAGUCUCGCCCACACUCCCUCCUCCCAUCAGCCGUCUCCCGUGCUCUCGACCCACGCCACCUUCUCAGCCAAUCAGGACGCGGCGGCCUCCAAGGAGGACUCGCCGGUCAGAGACGAGCCCGGCGAAUCAGAUACCAGCAUUCCGCUCGAUUACCUUUUCCUGUCUCAGUGUGAAACUGGCAGGAGGAGCAUCACCAGGUGUGACAGCAUGUCGAACUCGGAGCGCUCGUUUGAACAGAGUUCGUUUGAGAACGUGACCGAUGACGUGUUCAGCCCUACUGCGUGUUUAGACUCCGCCCCCUCGCCCUUCGGUGUCCCGUAUGUGAUGCGCUCAUUAGCAUCCUGCCCCGUUCGUGGCCCUGGCGACGUGUUCCGAUUCGACAGCCCCUUCUGUGCCACGCCCCCUCCUCUCCCGCCAAAACCCACAUACAUGUCCGAUCACCAUGGUCACGAGGAGGCUGUGCGUAACCAGGGGCAACUGGGGCUCCUCUCACGCAGGAUAUCUCUGUCUGGUGGGGAGCAUUUUAGAAGAGGAGAGUUCGAGUUCAGUGCGAGAGGAAACUGGAACAAAAGGCUGAGUCUGAAUCUGCCGAUGUUACUGGUUAACACCCCCUCUGAGAGCCAAUCAGAUGACUCCUCUUACGUUCCCAUGGCGUCUCCGCCCGUCAGUUCGACCAACACCGAGGCCGACGGUUACAUACCGAUGAGUCCGAACACGAUUCCUGUUUCUCUGUUGACCAAUGGGAAACCAGAUUCACCUCUUCCUCCGGCCCCAGAAAUGGAGCCUCCUCCAAUCAACCGCAGCCUGAAGCCGAGGAGGCGGGUGAAACCGCCGCCCCUCGAUUUGUCCACCAUUAGCGAAUGCCCCACCCACCUCCCUCUAAUCCGCACCAUGACGGAACCAAGUGCCUCACCUCUCUGUGUCCCAUGGGACAGGGGGCGGGGCUUAAACGGCACCGAACAGGAAGGGAGCAGCACGCCUACGUCGGUGUUUUCAGCAUGUGACUCCGCCCCCUUUUUCCGACGCUCUAACCUGGAUUACCUGUCGCUAGAUUUUAACUCCGCCUCCCCCUCACCUGUGCAAAAGAAACCUCUGCUGGAUGAACAGCGUGUGGACUACGUUCAGGUGGACGAGAAGAAGACACAGGCGCUGCAGAACACCAGGACGGAGUGGAAGGACAGCCGACAGCCCAAAGUGUGACGGGUUCACGAUCGGGACGACGUUCGGCUUACAAUCGCAGUGUGCGGUGUGAAGACGUGCACGUGAUCUGCUCAUGGAGUUCACGCUGAGGCGCUCAGCACAAACACUGAAGGAAUAAACAACAAUAAUAACCAUAAUAAUCACGUCUUUUCAGGUUCAGGUACAAAAGCAGUCCCCAGUGAAAAGACCAGGCUUCGGAGCUCCAGACUUGUGCUGAUACAGAACUUCUGAUGUCUCCUGUCAUGUGAUGUUUCUUUCAGCUUGCAGAAUUCAGCUCCACUGUAGACCAACAGGACGAACACGAACCCCAGCAGAACCCCAGCAGAACCCCAGCAGAACGGUGUCCUGGCAUGUCGAUGUGUCUGUGUGUGUGUUAAUGCUGCGUGUGUUCGGUACUACUGAGUGUUGUUUUGUUUAAUCAGACCGACAUGUUACCGUGACGACCGUGACGGACGUGUGUAUACGACGUGUUCUUUCUCUUCUGUGAUUGAGAUUUUACAAAACUGUUCGACCGGCCUAGUCCAAGCCGUCCGAGUCCACGGACAAACGCCUCUGAUGUUUCCGACUCCGUAGACGGAGCACCGGAUGAACCGAAUCGACUUUGUUCCUUUAGAGAGAACAACAAGCUGGAAGGUCUGAGAACCAGACGUGGAAAGUGGACGCCGGGUUUCGUCCGUGUUUCACUGUGAUUCUGUGACGACUGAAUAAACUCAUGGACUGAUGUCACUGUGAUCAUUUCAUCAGCUUCACUCACAAAGCUCUGUGAGAAAGCUCUUCUCUGACUGAAGACAACGCUGAAGCCUGCAUUACAAAAAAAUGACUGAAAACAGAAGACAGACCUCUGAAAAAGAAAAAAAAUAAAUGGACGUAAUGUUCAAACA
Messenger RNA from Tachysurus fulvidraco (yellow catfish), 3116 nucleotides. It is a transcript of the gene gab3, whose product is annotated as GRB2 associated binding protein 3. The coding region runs from base 736 to 2235 and encodes 499 amino acids. The record is from RefSeq and is a predicted model, not a curated record. The transcript has 11 exons. NCBI's taxonomy places the organism in Eukaryota, Metazoa, Chordata, Actinopteri, Siluriformes, Bagridae.